AUGGCAGCUUCGUCCGUCAGCCAAACCUCGGCUCUGCUACUUCUUCCACCCCCACCAUCGGCUUCAUUCGAACAGUUCCAGGCGGUCUACGAGUCCCUUCUCUCCACCGUUUGCUCCCGACUCGUGCAGAAUCUACAAGGCAUUCACCAAACGGCUAUCCUGGAUAUUGUGUUGGCUCUGCCUGGUCUGCGAUCGUCAACCUCUCAACCUCGGUCUCGGGUGUUCGGAAGUCUUCAAGCUUGCUUGGCCAACAUAUAUCGACUGCUGGGGGUCCUUUCCGUGGAACAAGGUAUUGAACUGGACGUACCGGGGGGCAUCGAUGCGCGAGUAGUGUUCCUCGACUUCGACUCGAUUAACCUGCCGACCGAAAAAUCGCGCGGGAGCUCUCACAUUGGCCCCAUUGUCGACUUGCGGACGCUGGCCGAGUCGACACGUCUAUGGGAUUGGGUCUUCUUUCCGGAUAACCACGUAGGCCAGACGCUGGCGAAGGCUUUCAGUAGUAUCUAUUCCCAGGCCAAAGAUCCCAAUGCCGGGGGUGUACAUCCCAUCGCCGGGGUGCCCGAAUGGACGCCUUUCGAUUCCUUGACGGCGUCAGGGGAUGUCUCCGAACCCCAAGCACAUUACUCCGUUGUUGUGGGCGGUACUUUCGACCAUUUUCACAUCGGACACAAAUUCUUGCUCACUGCCACAGCGCUGGUAUUGGAACCCAUCCCGGACUCCGGGCCAACCGAAGGACUGAUCACGGUGGGAGUGACGGGGGACGAGUUAUUAGUGAAGAAAAAGUAUGCCGAAUUCCUGGAGAGCUUCGACGACCGGUGUAAGAGCGUGGCGGACUUCAUCUCGGCCGUCAUGGAGUUUGGUCCCACAGAUAGGGCAGCGCGGGUUCAGCGAGUGAGCCAACCCGGCCCCAACGGGGUGCAUAUGCUGGUGAAGGUGCGGUCCGGUUUGACAUUGCGUCUGGUCCAGAUAUCCGACGUAUUUGGGCCUACCAUCACCGAGGAGAGCAUUAGCGCCCUGGUGGUUUCCAAAGAGACCCGCGCGGGGGGCGUGAGCAUCAAUCAAGAGCGCAGCAAAAAAGGCUGGCACGGUCUGGAGGUGUUUGAGAUCGAUGUGCUUCUAAUGGGCGGCGUGCCUGCGCAGGACGUCGAGGACUUUGCCUCCAAACUCAGCAGCACCGAGAUGCGUCGGCGCCGGAUGGAGAUGGCCAAGACAUGA
Messenger RNA from Aspergillus melleus, 1215 nucleotides. RefSeq names its product putative pantetheine-phosphate adenylyltransferase. Gene Ontology annotation, biological process: coenzyme A biosynthetic process. The record is from RefSeq and is a predicted model, not a curated record. Gene Ontology annotation, molecular function: dephospho-CoA kinase activity. The transcript has a single exon. Lineage: Eukaryota; Fungi; Ascomycota; Eurotiomycetes; Eurotiales; Aspergillaceae. The coding region runs from base 1 to 1215 and encodes 404 amino acids.